AUAUAUGAAUGUAGCUAGGGAUUCCGACUUGCUCAGAAUUUAGGAGGCAGAGUUGGUCAUGGGAAAGACUCGGGGCAUGGGACCAGGGCGUUCUUCACGCAAGAGGAGACCACCUUACCGUUCUCUAUUCCGACCUCUCUCAGUCGGAGAAAGAGGCUUACAACGAAAGAGAUUGGCCGCACUGAGUCGCAUGAAGAAUACACUCGGCUCUAAAGUCUCGUUGCCUAACCAAUCAGAUAAGAGCCUGAAGAGAACUGAUCAGACCACUCUUGUCUCCGGAACUGAUAUUCAGGGAAAGUUGUCGUCUGAUGUUGUUGCUAGCACCUCGAAGCCUCAGACGUCAUCAUCAAGUUUGGUCGGGAUGAAGAAAACACUAGGUUCUCAAGUCUCGUUGCUACGUUGUUCUACCUGUAUGCAAAUAAUCCAGUCCGAUAAGAGUCUAAAGGGAUCUUCUGAUCAGGAUCAGACCACUCUUGUCUCCCAAAUUGAUAUACAGGAUCAGACCACUCUUGUCUCAGGAAUUGAUAUUCAGGAAAAGUCGUCGUCUGAUGUUGUUGCUAGCACCUCGAAGCCUCAGACGCCAUCACCGAGUUUGGUCGGGAUGAAGAAAACACUAGGUUCUCAAGUCUCGUUGCUACGUUGUUCUACCUGUAUGCAAAUAAUCCAGUCCGAUAAGAGUCUAAAGGGAUCUUCUGAUCAGGAUCAGACCACUCUUGUCUCCCAAAUUGAUAUACAGGAAAAGUUGUCGUCUGAUAUCGUUAGUAGCACCUCCAAGCCUCAUCAAGGUAAGCAUCUCCGAUCAAGUUCAAAGAUGCACAAGCCCAAAGCUUUUCUAAAGAAGAAGAAGAAGAAGAAGAGCUCACGCAAAGCUGUAUCCACCACCUAAGUUACCACCACUAUCUAUUUCCUCUCUUUUUCUUUUUUUUUGUACCUUUUUAUGCUUGAUCACGACUUAAGUUAUGUUGUGCAAUCCUUGUCAUGAUAAUGUGCCCGUUGUCUUUUAUCGUUGCAAAAUAAUUGCUAGUCAUUAAUUUGAUCA
Molecule: messenger RNA, 1039 nt
Organism: Brassica rapa (field mustard)
Lineage: Eukaryota; Viridiplantae; Streptophyta; Magnoliopsida; Brassicales; Brassicaceae
Source: RefSeq, a predicted model, not a curated record